CCCGCCCUCUGCCAGCGCUCAACAUCUUACCCUGUGACCAACGUUGGCCAAUGAAUGUGAAGUAUAGGGCACGAGCAUGUGUUUGUGAUCGCGCACGUAAGGCCGGUAUUUUAAUCGGGAGCGGGUACGUGCGCGUACACGUCUAUUCGUUGUGUGGCGGCGUAGAGAAGCGCAAAUAGAGUAACCAUGGCUGACGAGAAACCCAAGGAGGGAGUGAAAACAGAAAACAACGACCACAUAAACCUGAAGGUGGCGGGACAGGACGGCUCGGUGGUGCAGUUCAAGAUCAAGAGACACACGCCGCUCAGCAAACUCAUGAAGGCGUACUGCGAGAGACAGGGGUUGACGAUUAGGCAAAUCCGGUUCCGGUUCGAUGGACAGCCUAUAAACGAGACAGACACACCUGCACAGUUGGAAAUGGAGGAUGAAGAUACGAUCGACGUUUUCCAACAACAGACAGGAGGCCUCUACUAGCAUGUCAAGUACUCUCCCACAUCUUCCUCCACCCCCCAGACGGCUGCUUUGCAGCUUGUCCCAUUUUCCACCACAGAACCAAUACGAUGCGGAAGAAGUCCUGCUCACAGUUAUACAUAACUGUUGAUGUGUAGUGUUUUCAUUCUUGCCUUUGUUUCCUUCCUGUUUUGUACAUAAACAACCUCCGCUAAAACAACUCAGAUUUGAGUAACAUUCAUACAAGGUGUGCUGCGAAUGAACGCUGCAAGAUCCAGCUCUUAAAAAGUCCAUUGUUUUGGUGACUGGUUGGUUAUCACUUAUUCAGAGAUCAAGAAAAGUUAUUUUCCACCCCGUUCACUGUUUGAGAAUAAGACUGGUUUGUUAUUCAACUUAAUUUUCUGUUGUCUGCUUCAGAAAAUUGGUUUUAUAUCUUUUUUAUAUAGUAGUGGUUGUGUAGAAUGAAACAUCUUGAACAUAGUUUGACUAGGCCAUGCUUGUAAUAAGGAAACCCUGAAGAGAUGUUUUAGUCCAGGUAAACAUCUGUAUUGUCUCAUAAAUGUCUUGUUAAAAUAAAGUUAUGCUCUCUUUUUAACCAAA
Molecule: messenger RNA, 1050 nt
Organism: Salmo salar (Atlantic salmon)
Lineage: Eukaryota; Metazoa; Chordata; Actinopteri; Salmoniformes; Salmonidae
Product: small ubiquitin-related modifier 2
Molecular function (GO): protein binding
Source: RefSeq, a predicted model, not a curated record